Molecule: messenger RNA, 1185 nt
Organism: Ruditapes philippinarum (Manila clam)
Lineage: Eukaryota; Metazoa; Mollusca; Bivalvia; Venerida; Veneridae
Product: ankyrin repeat family A protein 2-like
Exons: 7
Coding region: 238-1092 (284 amino acids)
Molecular function (GO): protein binding
Source: RefSeq, a predicted model, not a curated record
CUGGGACAUAAGAUAACGUUAUCCUAUGUCCCAGCUUUUACUGUAAUAAAUUAUUGUUUACAGAUCUUUGUUGAUAAUUUGAUUUUCGUAGAUAAGUCUAAAGACAAUUUACCAUAAAAUAGUUAUUAACUUUACAAUCUAUAUCCUAAGAGGUUUUUAGGACCGAUUUCAUCCUAGCCGAGUUGGCCGAGCUGACCCUGAUUCCUUUACUCUAGCCGUCGGAUUUAUAUAGUUCACAUGCUAAAACAAAGUUGUUUCCCUUUAUUUUCUUUCACCAUUUAUCGCGAAACAAAAACAAUGGACAGCUCUGUCUCACCAACUGAUUGUAAGAGUAAAUCACCUAAAAAUGUGAAACGGUUGUCACCAGAAAGGACUAGACGUCUAUUAAUGUCACCAGUAAAGAAGUUGAGUGCGUUAAGACUUGUGUCGCCGAUAGAUAGCGACCAAGAGUUAAUAGACCUUGAAGUGGCUUCUGUUUUGGCUGAAGGAGGAUCUGUUUCCCCAACCAAAGCAAAACGUCAUGAAACACCAGUCAGACCUGCAACUGUUAUGACUAAUGUCCAGAGAGGAAAUGUGCAAACAACUACACCAGUAUUUCAAAGUAUAACAGUCCACCAGAUGGCAGCACAAGGUGAAUUAAACAUGCUGAAACAGGAAGUAGAAAAUGGAACUGAUCUGAACAGAACAGAUGAAUUUGGUUUCACUCCUCUGUUAUGGGCAUGUGCAAAUGGGCAAUUGAUUACAACAAAAUACCUUCUGGAUCUGAAUGUUGACCUUGGCAUUGUGGGUAACCAUGGUGAAAAUGCUCUUCUUUUCUCCAGCUGCUUUGGUUACUCGGAUAUAGUAAAGUUAUUGUUGCAACUUGGUAUGAAUGUCAACUUUACAGAUGAGACAUGCAGUAGUAGUUUGAUGUAUGCAGCAUUCAAUAAUCAUACAAGCUGUGUUAAGCUGCUUCUAGAAUAUGGUGCCGAUAUCACAUUACUCAACGAUACUGGUUAUACAGCCAUGGACUUGGCUGUAGGGCAAGGUCAUAAAACAGUGCAGCAAACAAUUGAAGCUCACAUGUUGAAACUUUUUGAUUCCUUCACAUGAAGCCCAUGAUUGUUGCUGCCUUCUCUUUGUUCAGUGUCAUGGUCUACAAGGUGUGGCAUGAGAGUUUGUGCCCGAUUAUGAAAGUUGAUGGUU